Staurois parvus is the source of this 474-nucleotide messenger RNA. The record is from the annotation of a GenBank genome assembly. Lineage: Eukaryota; Metazoa; Chordata; Amphibia; Anura; Ranidae.
AUGGGCCCCUGUACCGCCUCCUCAUGCUGCUGCCAGGCCCGUAAUCUGCCAUGGGCCCCCGUACCGACUCCUCAUGCUGCUGCCAAGCCCGUAAUCUGUCAUGGGCCCCUGUCCCGCCUCCUCAUGCUGCUGCCAGGUCCAGAGUGUCUCAUGGGUCCCUGUACGGCCUCCCAUUGCUGCUGUCUCCAUCGCCACACUCUGCCAUGUGCCACUUUCAGGUCUCCUCACACUGCUGGUGGGUUCCAUUUUGUCAUAGGGUGCUGUAUGGCCUCCCAUUGCUGCUGCCUCCACCGCCACACUGUGGCUCCACACUCUGGUUUUGGCCCCGUGACUGCCCAAAUGAGUGAAGUGUGCGGUGAUUCUAAGAUCGACGGCACUCAUCUGCAUGUCAUACUGACUGACAGUAUUAUUUCUCUUCCCCAGCAGACUCCAAGGGCAUUUAAAUUAAAGGUAUAGUGUUCUGCACUAAUAUAA